Gymnogyps californianus (California condor) is the source of this 1820-nucleotide messenger RNA. RefSeq lists its product as uncharacterized. NCBI's taxonomy places the organism in Eukaryota, Metazoa, Chordata, Aves, Accipitriformes, Cathartidae. The transcript has 9 exons. Bases 486 to 1130 code for a protein of 214 amino acids. The record is from RefSeq and is a predicted model, not a curated record.
UGAAUGAAGCAAAUGUGGGCUGUGACCCCAGAGAUGGGUCCUUCCAGCCCUCUUCUCUGUUCCAGCUGGCCAGACAUGGGGUUUUGAAGCAACAGGAUCUGAACUUGGCUCCUGACUGGGCUGCUAUCACAGCGGUCCUCUUUGUUCUGGGCUUCCUAAUUGUGGUGCUGACAACCCUGGCUCUAGUGCUCCAGCCUGCUGUCGCUAGCAUUAGCCCCCUGAAAAGCUGGAAGCCACGAUGGAGGAGCCUGGGCGAGCCACACAUCCCACCAGAGUACAUCCUCCUUAAAGACAGCCUUCAGUUCUAUCAGACGGUUGGUCCUCAUGGUUCUGGAGAAGAUGCUGGCUUUGGAGAGAAAGGAGCUGCACAUAAUGCAGAAGAGCGUUUUGCACUGAGGGUUCUGGAGGAUUUCAGUGUUCGCACCCUGUAUGAUAAGCUGGAAGAUCAGAAUUUGCACCUGGCAUCUCAGCUGGCAAAGCACAGGAUGGAUGUGUUGGUGUUUUACAACAAAAUCAGCCAGCAGAUUCAAAGUCUCAUGGACAUGGUGCAAGCACUGGACUCUGAAGGCCUGAAAAUCUUUGCCAGGCAAAGGAUUUGUGGGCAUAAACCUGCAGACAGCAGCUGGGCACCAGCAGCUGUUGAACAAUGUGAUGAACACUGCAGCGACAGCUUCCAAGCAGGUGCUCUGUGGCAAGAGGCAACAGAAUUAAUGAAAGCUCUGGAAAUGCUCCUUGGGAACACUCUGUACAAGAACAUAGCUGUGAAACGAGAGACGGAGCAGGAGGUCCACAGACAGGAUGCGGUGGUCGCUGUACCCUCACUGGACAGCCUGGCCAGUGAAAGUAAAUCAGAAGUAGUGGAAGGGCAGGAUCAUGAGCUGUCUCAGCAAUGUGAGCUCUUCAGUAGGAAAGGUGCUUUUUUCAGCUUCCCUGGACAUGAAGAACAUGGUUUAGAUCUCCAGUUGGCUUAUCUGACUGAGUUGGAGGUGGAGGGCCUGAUAGCAGCUUCCCCCCUUGCCAAGACUCUGUGUGAGAUCAAGCAAGCUUUGGUGAAUCUGCAGCAACCUUCAGACUUUGUUAAUCCAGACAGCAAACAUCAAACAAACGUGGGGAGCUCAGCCCUCUUCUGAGCUGCUGGAUUCUUGGGCCACAAAGAGAGAUGAAGCUCUGCUGCUGGAAAUAAAGAGGAGCUGCGUUGCUCAGAGGAUUGAAGAGACAGAAACAGAAGUAUUUCAUCUUCUGCAAAGUAAAAUAGCCACCAUCUUAUUUCCUUGAGGAACCUGGCUUAUCCUUGGCAAUGGCUAAAGGUGGAUUAUGGGAGAGUGUGUUUGUCUGUGGACAGAGCUGCAGUACCUGAAGUAUCAGAAUAGAUAUGUAUUUAGUUAGAGAUGUACUCGAUCAAAUACGUAAUGAAUAAUCCAUAUUCUGUUUGCUUAACCUGGUUGAAAUAUUUUCACACUUGCCUUGGAUUACCAAUAAUUUGUAGGCUUGAGAAGGAAGCUGAGGUUCUUGACGUUGUCUACUAAUUUUACAGUUUUCAUUGUUAAGUCAGUAAAGCAGAAAACAUGUGAAGCCACGGGUGGCAUAAGAGCCCCUACGUAUCAAUGCAUUCUGUAUAGCCUUUAUGAUCUCUGAUACGAAGGAUAUUUGUGAGGGUUUUUUAAGUAUAGUUUAGAGCCAUACUUAUAAGCCUUGCCCAGCAUCUCUAUAUUGCGUGUGCAUGUUUUCAAUAUACUCAUGCUGAUCUCAGUGAGGUCUGCUGGCAGAGACCUUGAAGGUCUCCAGAGAUGUGAUUUUUUUUGAGCAAAGAGUACACUUAA